AUGCCAAAGGAGCGCGCCCGUAGAGAGAAGUCGCUUCAUCAGCCUGGAUCGCUGCUGUGCAAGUAUCCCUCCCGCUGCAACAAUGAGAGGGCGAUUAAGGCAAAUGGAGGGCGGCACUGGCUUUUCGAUGAACAUCGUCAUCAUCAGAACGCUCUUCAGCGCGAUCGCUAUCGCAGAGCAGCCGCGAAGAAGAAGAGCUCAUGCAAGGAUGCAUCCACUACUAGGGCUACAGUUUCGGAGCCAGGACUGGAUCAAAUUAAAAGGGAAACUAUCAGUCAAUUACCAGAUCGAGCAAGCUCACUCGCUUCGUGCCAAAAUCCAGCUUCACUGAAAGCUUUAGAAAAUAAGCUCUUUUCCCGCAGCGAUGGGGAUGAAUCCGACGCAAUGCGUGUGGAUGCACUUGCGAGGAGCUGUAGCCCUGCCACCGGAAACUGCGUAGGUGAAGUGGAUCGAAUCGCGAGUGCGGACAUUACGCAAGGUGCGAGUUUUCCAGUACAACUGCAACAUUCUUCGUAUGCUGCUCCGGUGCAGCACACUCCGUUGAUGUACGUUUUGGUACAGGCCAUUCCUUUGGCAUCGAGCGCCUCGUCGCAGGUGUACCCUGCUUCGGCGCCUUCAGCGGGCUACUUUACCGCUCCUCAAGCUACAUUGAACCCACUUGUUGUAGCCCAUGGCGAUGCUCGCUCUGCCGAAGCACUGACAUAA
Messenger RNA from Phytophthora nicotianae INRA-310, 705 nucleotides. RefSeq lists its product as hypothetical. The coding region runs from base 1 to 705 and encodes 234 amino acids. The transcript has a single exon. Lineage: Eukaryota; Oomycota; Peronosporomycetes; Peronosporales; Peronosporaceae. The record is from RefSeq and is a predicted model, not a curated record.